CAAGGUAGAAAACAGAGCCUGCUUAUGCUUACUCCAUCCCUCUUUCAGAACCAAGGACAGAGCUACUGAACAGCUGACCCCAACAACCUUCAAUUGAGGGCCCUCCUGAAACCUCUAGGGAAACGGAUGCAUUGGAAGCAGCUAUGGAACAUGCAGUCAGGUGGAAUAGAGAAGCUGGAGGAGCUUAGUGGCAAAAAUGGACGAUUUUAUUUCUGUGCAUUUCCAUAGUUUCUAGGUCCUGGGAAAAGCUAAGUUGGCUUUGCUUGGGUACAUCUGUUGUCAGUAAAUGGCUGCAAGAGCUGAGGUGUUAAACUCCACAAUCUCCAGAAAUCAGAAGAAAUUUUCAAGGAAUUCUUUUGGGUCAGAUUUUCCCUCUGGACUAUGACACCUUUGAGUCAACUGAGUAGCCACAUCAACUCCACGUGUGGGUCAGAGAACUCCACAGGCACCAACCAGGCUCGUCCAUAUGCCUACUAUGCCUUGUCCUACUGUGUGCUCAUCCUCGCCAUCGUCUUCGGGAAUGGCCUGGUGUGUGUGGCUGUGCUGAGGGAGCGGGCCCUGCAGACCACCACCAACUACCUAGUGGUGAGCCUGGCGGUGGCAGACUUGCUGGUGGCCACCUUGGUGAUGCCCUGGGUGGUCUACCUGGAGGUGACAGGUGGAAUCUGGAACUUCAGCCGCAUUUGCUGUGACAUUUUUGUCACCCUGGAUGUCAUGAUGUGUACAGCCAGCAUCCUGAACCUCUGUGCCAUCAGCAUAGACAGGUACACUGCGGUGGUCAUGCCAGUUCACUAUCAACAUGGCACAGGCCAGGGCUCUUGCCGGCGUGUGGCCUUCAUGAUCACAGCUGUCUGGCUGCUGGCAUUUGCUGUAUCCUGCCCUCUUCUCUUUGGCUUUAACACCACAGGGGACCCCAGCACCUGCUCCAUCUCCAACCCUGAUUUUGUCAUCUACUCUUCAGUAGUGUCUUUCUAUGUGCCCUUUGGAGUGACUGUUCUUGUCUAUGCCAGGAUCUACAUGGUGCUGAGACAAAGGAGAAGGAAACGGAUCCUCACUCGACAGAACAGUCAGUGUAUCAGCGUCAGGCCUGACUUCCCUCAGCAACCUUCCUGCCUGCAGCUGCAUCCCAUCAGACAGUUUUCAAUAAGGGCCAGAUUUCCAUCAGAUGCCACAGGGAAAAUGUCCCUCUCUCCUGGCCGAGCACACACAGAGCUGAAACGCUACUACAGCAUCUGCCAAGGUACCGCCUUCCAAGAGGGAGAAGAAAAAUUGAAAAGGGAGGAGAGGAGUCGGAAUUCCCUGAGCCCCAGUAUGGCACCCAAGCUCAGUUUAGAGGUCCGAAAACUCAGUAAUGGCAGGUUAUCUACGUCCCUGAAACUGGGUUCCUUACAGCCUCGGGGAGGGCCACUUCGAGAGAAGAAGGCAACUCAGAUGGUAGCCAUUGUACUUGGGGCCUUCAUUGUCUGCUGGCUGCCCUUCUUCUUGACCCACAUUCUUAAUGCCCACUGUGAAGCAUGCCACAUAUCACCAGAGCUUUACAGAGCCACAACAUGGCUGGGCUACGUGAACAGUGCCCUCAACCCCGUGAUCUAUACCACCUUCAAUGUAGAGUUCCGCAAGGCCUUCCUCAAGAUCCUGUCUUGCUGAAGGAAAAAAGAAAGGAGACCCCGUAUCAACCUCUAACAACACCAGGCUAUUUUGCCUCCUGGCCGGGGCCUGCUCAGAAAGACUGCAAUGUCCUCUAGCAUGUGGUACAAAGAUUCCUGGAGCCGGAUGUCCCUGCAUGGCAGAUGUGACCAACUGCUUCCUACAAAACACAAUAUUCUACCUCCCCAGCUAACAUCUGACUUCAUUCGAAUAAUCAAAGGGUUGAGAGCCCUUAAGUGAUAAGCAAUAAUUCAGAAAGAAGCUGAUAAAACGUGACUCUUCACACACACACACACACACACACACACACACACACACACACACACACACGUCACUGGAAGCAUGAUUCAUUAUAGUGAAGGAUAAAUUAACAAAUCUCAUCAUUUUCAACUUGCCUUGGGUCCUUAAAACCUUGGCCAGUAAACCACCUUGCAGAAUAGCCAGUUCCUCUUCCCUCAGACUCUCAACUGUCAGCACAAGUCAUCUUGCAGUCUUGUGGGCCGAUUCUUUCCUGGUCGCUUUUUCCCUUCAAUGUAUCCUGAAGCCUGAAAGGCAAGGCAGUAUUUCUGCCUUUCUGUAGAGUCUAACUGGCUAAGUUGUGUCAGGAUUCCUCACUCCAGCAGAAACACUGUCCCAUAUUGGGACCUGUGAUUUUAUUUUCUAGCCUUGAUACCCUUUUAUUUUAACUCUAAAUAAGAAGGUCUUCUGAUUCUUCCCUUACUCUCUCAAGGCAAUCUCGGAGUCUCAAUGCCCAGAGUCAUUUGAGAUGGGGAUAUUACAAAGGAGUGACAAUUCUCACUGCUCAAAAAUUCACUGUUGAACUUUGUGAUUUAGAGCAUACCUUAGGGAUGUGUCUCAGUUACUUUUCUCAUGUUGCUGAGACAAAAUACCUGACCCCAAAAAUUAAGGAAGAAAAGGUUUAUUUAGCUCACAGUUUGUGGAGGCUUCAGUCUGUAAUCCACUGGUUCCAAGAUAGGAUGGCAUGGCACAGGGACAACAGUUCAAGAUGGCAGAAGACAGCAAAAGCAGCAAAUGCAAAUGGCAGAGAGGAGCAAGCCUCUUUCCCUCCCUUUUAUUUUAAGCAGACUACCUACCCCUGGGGGUGGGUGUUGUAUUUACACCAUCUCUGUGCCCGCCUUUUGCACAGGCUCAGGAUGUCUACAAAGUGAGAAUGCUGGCCUCCUGCUGAGUCCCUUAAUUAAACUUCUAAAUGUCUGAGAUUGUCAUAAUGUAUCCACCACUACAGUAUGUUUUGCAUAAUACUAAAAGACUUUCCUGGCCAGGGCAUCUUCAUCCUCUGAUUAACAGAGUAUUUUUAGAACCUAAGACUCACUGAAGAAUUGUCUGCAAAGUGUGACUACCUCCUCAGUUCUGAAUAAAUGACAAUCACUAGGACAUUCUUCACUCCUGUAUUUGCCCCAAUGGGCCUGAGUGUGAUAGGGCUCACUCAGACUGUCAGAGAACUUCAGAGCUGAGUGCACCAGGUAGGGUGACUGUCCAAAGCCAUCACAUGGUCACUUUGUAAAAUCCUGUGAAAAUUCUAAACACUACCAUUCCAAUGAUUGAGAUUAAAAAGUAUAACAGAAAUAGUUUGUAAAUGUCAUUCAAAAUUGUACUUAGAAGGAACUAAAAUAUUCUCACCAUUUACCUCAUCAGUAAAAGCUAUUUUUUAUUGAUUGCAUAAUCAAGAUAAAAUUUCUGGAUAAUUUAUGAAAUGUUUUCAUUUUGAAUGUCACUUUAUUAUCUUUUAAGAGCUAGUAGCAUAUAGGCACAAUAGCUGUCUAUUGUAAUACUGUUAAAACUUUAAAAUGCACAAUAACUUUACAAGGAAUCCAAAGCCUCUCUUACCCAGUCUUUUAUUCCCCUAAUCCUUAAAUUUAAAACAAGGAAAUAUAUAUAUAACACUAGUGAGUUAGUUAUUUGUUACUCCUGAAUGCUUUUAAUAAUAUUUAUAUUGUAAAUGGGCAGAAAAAUUUGAUCUGCUCACUAAUACUUGUACCCUGUGCCAUUCAGUUCAGUAUGUACAGUGCAAGUAAAACUGAGUUCUGGAACCAUUAAAAUCUGCAAAAGUGAA
This is a messenger RNA of Cavia porcellus (domestic guinea pig), 3721 nucleotides long. RefSeq names its product dopamine receptor D3 (gene Drd3). Gene Ontology annotation, cellular component: plasma membrane. The record is from RefSeq and is a predicted model, not a curated record. Lineage: Eukaryota; Metazoa; Chordata; Mammalia; Rodentia; Caviidae. The coding region runs from base 382 to 1647 and encodes 421 amino acids. Gene Ontology annotation, molecular function: G protein-coupled receptor activity; dopamine neurotransmitter receptor activity, coupled via Gi/Go. The transcript has 8 exons. Gene Ontology annotation, biological process: adenylate cyclase-inhibiting dopamine receptor signaling pathway; regulation of potassium ion transport; negative regulation of adenylate cyclase activity.